UUUCUUUUUUUGUGCUGUAACAAAAAAUAGCAAUAAUAAUGAUACCCAAGGUACUUUAUUAGACUGCACUGCACCCUUUCUUUCCCCCAUUCAUUCUUGAAUCAAAUUCACAAUGUUCGAAAACCCCCUCACUUAGAGAGCUCUUUCGACAACAGCCAAGCGUAUUAUCUUCUCGGGUAUUCAACCUACCGGCAUUCCACACCUGGGCAACUAUCUCGGUGCUUUAUCAAAUUGGGCCAGUCUACAAGAACCGGGCACGACCAAUUACUAUAGCGUUGUUGACCUUCAUGCUAUUACUAUGCCGCAGAAUCCAGACGCAUUGCGCCAGGCCAAGUUCGACAUGGCCGUCAGUUUACUGGCGUGCGGUGUAGAUCCGGAAAAAAGUAUUCUGUUUGAACAAAGCAAGGUCAGGGCUCACUCUGAGCUUGCAUGGAUAUUCAACUGCUUGACGCCUGUAGGAUGGUUGGGUCGCAUGACUCAGUGGAAGUCAAAGAUGGAUAGUGCACGAGGUCGUGUUUCCUCACACGCAGAAAUAUUGGCAGACGAGUCGUUGACGACUGGGUUAAAGAUGGGCUUGUUCGAUUAUCCCGUAUUACAAGCCGCUGAUAUUUUGCUUUACAAAGCGACUCAUGUACCUGUGGGACAAGACCAGCUACAGCACCUUGAACUUGCACGCGAUACUGCAAAGUUGUUUAACAAGACAUUCAAUCAAGAAGUGUUUCCCAAACCCGUCGCGAUCAUACCACCCGAGACGCAGCGCGUCAUGUCAUUGCGCCAACCUACGGCUAAAAUGUCCAAGUCUGACCCCUCUGAUCAGUCGAGAGUCAACCUUACUGACUCUCCAGAACUUAUACAAAGCAAGAUCCGUCGAGCCAUGACCGAUUCACUGCCCGGUGUUAGCUAUGAUACAAAGGAGCGUCCUGGCGUAUCUAAUUUACUGAGCAUUUACAGUGCUGUACGCAAUAUUAGUAUAGAGCAGGCUGUCAACGAUUUUGCUGAUGUGCAAAGCACAAAACAGUUCAAGGAGCAAGUAGCAGAUGCAGUCAUCGAGCGACUUGCUCCCAUCCAGGCUGAACUGGUACGAUUACAAGCUGACGCUGGGUACGUCCGACGUGUAUUGGAUCAGGGUGCGGACAAGGCAGCUGAAGCCGCGUACAGCCAUAUGGAAGAAGUCUACAAGGUGGUUGGCUUGCGAUAGCAGUAUAUAGUAGUGGUAUCAGAUAAUCAUAUACACAUUAUUUCGAAAAUAGAAGCUACAACAACAGUAAUUAUGGUAAGGAGUAAUAGUGAUGAUAAUAGUGAUGAUGAAUACAAUGACAUUACGGUGAUGGUAGUGGCAGUAGAAGUGUGAAAGUCU
This is a messenger RNA of Zychaea mexicana, 1357 nucleotides long. RefSeq names its product tryptophanyl-tRNA synthetase. Gene Ontology annotation, cellular component: mitochondrion; mitochondrial matrix. Gene Ontology annotation, biological process: mitochondrial tryptophanyl-tRNA aminoacylation. The transcript is spliced from 3 exons. The coding region runs from base 299 to 1198 and encodes 299 amino acids. The record is from RefSeq and is a predicted model, not a curated record. NCBI's taxonomy places the organism in Eukaryota, Fungi, Mucoromycota, Mucoromycetes, Mucorales, Lichtheimiaceae. Gene Ontology annotation, molecular function: ATP binding; tryptophan-tRNA ligase activity.